AUGGACCUCGGUGCGUGGGGCGCUUGGGCCACGCUGCUCCUGGGGGCGCUGCAGAUGCUGGUGCUCGCGGGGGCCGCCCAGCCGCCGGAAUCUCCAAAUACAGAGAUUCCUGUGCCUCUGCACAACUCCAGUGGUAACCUAUCAGUGACUAUGCCUUCCAGCAAUACAAGCACAUCUAACAGCAGCAGCACCGUGAAACCAUUAACUCCAGUUUCCUUGGUCUCGAUCAACGUGACAGCUGUCAACAUGAAAUCUACUUCUAAAAUGGCAACAUCAGGAGUCUCAACCAAUACAACUCACACCACCUCAAAGUCUACAACUAAAGCAAUGAGUAUUUCACAAAAUAGAUCCCAGAUGUCAACACCCAUGAUGACCACAACCCACAGUAGUUUGGUGACACUGGUAACCACAACUAUUCAUUCUAAAGAAAAUAGAGGAUCAAAAUUUGAUACUGGCAGCUUUGUUGGUGGUAUUGUAUUGACACUGGGAGUUUUAUCUAUUCUUUACAUUGGAUGCAACAUGUAUUAUUCAAGAAGAGGCAUUCGGUAUAGAACCAUUGAUGAACAUGAUGCCAUCAUUUAAGGAAAUACAAGAACCAAGGAAAGAAGACUGAUGCAGCCCUAUAAUUUUGGUUUAUUAGUUUAAAACAAUGUUCUCUUAAAAGUAGUAUGAAC
This is a messenger RNA of Heterocephalus glaber (naked mole-rat), 674 nucleotides long. The record is from RefSeq and is a predicted model, not a curated record. NCBI's taxonomy places the organism in Eukaryota, Metazoa, Chordata, Mammalia, Rodentia, Bathyergidae.